Messenger RNA from Drosophila subobscura, 781 nucleotides. RefSeq lists its product as uncharacterized. The record is from RefSeq and is a predicted model, not a curated record. The transcript is spliced from 2 exons. Gene Ontology annotation, molecular function: zinc ion binding. Bases 85 to 663 code for a protein of 192 amino acids. NCBI's taxonomy places the organism in Eukaryota, Metazoa, Arthropoda, Insecta, Diptera, Drosophilidae. Gene Ontology annotation, cellular component: nucleus.
ACACAAAAGAGGCAAGAAGCAUCAUAGCAAAAGUAUAGGAAUAGGCAUAGGUAAGAGAAAAGUCGAAAUUGGUAAGAAAGUGUAAUGGAAAUAUUCGAAAGCUGCUGUCGGACCUGCGGCAGCGAGUGCCUGGAGGCCCAUAAUAUCUUCGAGGAGGAGGUCACUGUACGUGACAAGAAAGUGACGCUACUGGAAAUCCUUACGGCCUGUUUACCGGCGUCGCUGUCAUCUUUAGAGGAGGACGAUGACUAUCCCAAGCAGAUCUGUCGCAUUUGCAUAAAGAAAGUGAUCCUCGCCUACGAGUUUCACAAUACCUGGAUUACCGCCCACGCAGAAUUCAAUGUGGCAUUGAAAUUCGAGCAGAGACGAAAACGCAGUCUGGCCACCAAGACGCAGGCGAAAGCCAAGAUAGAAUACACGCUGUACCCCAGUGGCGAGACGAUCGAGGACGCCCAUCGGACUGAUGAUACUCCCACGAACACGGUGAUCUUCAAAAUAGAGCCUGGAAACGCAUCUUCCCAAGAUGUGGCGUAUGAAUUGCCAACAGAGCCAGUGCCGUCGACAGAGGAUGGGGCGAACUUCAAGUGCGGGAUGUGCGAAGAGCGAUUCCACACGACGAAGGCCUGCAGAUUCCAUUGCAGGUUCGUGCAUGGAGUCCAGUAAUGCCCACAAUCCAACGCCUUUCCAUUGUGUGUACGUUUAAAUGUUUUGUUUUACUUAGCUAUAGCAUAAAGCAACAAAAAAAAGAAAUGGUGCAAUGAGAAUGACAUUUUUGCUAGUU